This is a messenger RNA of Penicillium antarcticum, 1602 nucleotides long. RefSeq lists its product as uncharacterized. Bases 1 to 1602 code for a protein of 533 amino acids. Gene Ontology annotation, cellular component: cytoplasm. The record is from RefSeq and is a predicted model, not a curated record. Gene Ontology annotation, molecular function: hydrolase activity, acting on carbon-nitrogen (but not peptide) bonds. The transcript has 13 exons. NCBI's taxonomy places the organism in Eukaryota, Fungi, Ascomycota, Eurotiomycetes, Eurotiales, Aspergillaceae.
AUGACACCCAAAUUCGACUUGGCAGUCAUCAAUGGUACAAUUGUGACUGCCAGCGACAUCAGCGAAUGUUGUAUUGGAGUCAGAAAUGGCAAAAUUCAAUCGCUUGCAAAUGAAUUCACGGAUGAUGAGUUGUCAGGUGCUGAGAUCAUAGAUGCUGAAGGUGCCUAUGUAAUGCCUGGUGGGGUUGAUGCACAUGUCCAUUUGUGUCAAGAUCUCAAAACAGGACCUCACGGCCUGGGCGGCGAAUGCUCUGAUAACUUUGAGACCGGGUCGAGAAGCGCUGUUGCUGGUGGAACUACCACAAUCAUUACCUUUGCCACACAAACCAGAGAUGAGGAAGACCGUAGUCUCUUGACAGUUGCUGAACGGUAUAAUGCCCGUGCUGAGGCGACGGGUAGUUACGUGGACUAUGGAUUCCAUAUCAUUAUUGUUCGCAAUGACGCGGAUAUCCUGCAGAAUGAGCUACCAGUCUUGAUGAAAGAAUGGGGAAUCAGCAGUUGCAAGUUAUUCUUGACGUAUGCAACGCAGCGUUUGACCGACUCUCAAAUGUUGGAUGUUAUGUUUGCGGCGAGGAAGAAUCGUAUCACAACAAUGAUUCACGCAGAGAAUGGGGAUAUGAUAGAAUGGCUAACUGAGAAGCUGGAGAGCAAGGGGAUGGUGGCUCCGUACUAUCAUGCCUUGUCGCGCCCUCCUAUUGUUGAAGGAGAAGCCACCAAUAGAGCAAUUGCACUGGCACAGCUCAUCCAGAACCCUAUCCUAUUCGUCCACGUUGGCUCAGUACUUGGUGCCGCCAAUGUGCGUCGUGCUCAGACAAUGGGACUGCCAGUCUAUGCAGAGACAUGCCCUCAAUACUUCCAUCUGACCUGGGAUGAUUUGAAAAGGUUCCAUUCGCCAACCUGUUUCGAAAACAGUAAGAUGAUCUGCUCGCCACCUCCACCUCCUACUACUGCUGAUCAUGGGGAACUAUUUGUCGGGCUUUCAAACGGAACAUUCACGAUCUACUCAUCUGAUCAUUGCCCUUUCCGCUACGACCGACCUCACGGGAAACCAUCCGGUGUGCUAGAGCAUGGACAAAGUAUGCAAGGAGAAAAGCCAUGUGACGGCGAUGAGUUACAAGACCUAUUAAAACGGAAAGGCGGAGCAUUCCGCUUUAUCCCGAACGGUAUUCCGGGAGUGGAAACGAGACUACCAUUGCUCUAUACAGGGGCGUUGGCUAGUGGCCGUAUUACGCCCCAGAGAUUUGUUGAACUGACAUCGACAAAUCCAGCCAAAUUGUAUGGCCUAUACCCCAAGAAGGGGGCAUUAAUGCCAGGAUCAGACGCCGAUUUUGUGAUCUGGCACCCAGAGAAGAAUUUCUGCCCAUUCAAUCUUACUAAUUCUAUGCUACAUCACAAUGUUGAUUACACUCCAUAUGAAGGAAUGAAAUUUGUGAACUGGCCUCGAUAUACCAUUCUUCGUGGUAAGGUUAUGUGGGCAAACGGUAAGAUACUUGGUGAGGUGCGAGAUGGAGAGUAUGUCAAGCGCGGGCCUAGCCAACUAGGAUCAGUAUCCCCCAGAGCUCAUCGCGAUCCUCGUGGAGUUGCCGAUUGGCUUUAUGAAUGA